GUACAGUGAUCAGCAAGCACCAGUAAGCGAAUUUCUUUCCCAACGACUGUUUGCUGCUUUAAAAAUGGAAUUCUCUGCUACCGAUUUAGUUUUAAUUUUCCGUACAUUGGUAUUUUUGCUGAUCCCUGUACUAUUUGUGCUCUACAAUACUCACAAGGAUCCGCGAAUUUGGAAGAUGCUGAAUUAUUUUCAGGGACCAGCGACCUACCCUAUCCUUGGCAACGCUUACAAGUUAUUUGGAUUGAGCCCUGUUGAAAUUUUCCAAAGGAUUUGUGAGGACACACGGGAGUAUGGAAGAUUAUUCCGCGUUUGGAUUUUGAGCACGCCGCAAGUGGUAAUUGCCUCUGCAAAAUACGCAGAGAAAAUCCUGCAGGGGAUGCAGCAUCACGUCAAAAGCAAUAACUACAAAAUACUCGACAGUUGGAUGGGACAGGGUCUGCUGACUGCAAAAGAUAAUAUGUGGAAAGUGCACAGAAAAAUUUUGACUCCAGCUUUUCAUUUCAACAUUUUGCACGAAUUUUUGCCGAUUUUCAACAAAAACUCAAAAGUGCUGGCAGAAAAAUUAGCCAAAUUUUCUGACACUGGAGAGGACUUUGAUAUAUUCGACCACGUUUCACUUUGCGCCCUCGACAUCAUAUGUGAAAGCUCAAUGGGCACUUCAAUCAAUGCGCAAACACUGAGUGACUCACCGUACGUCAAAGCAAUCAAAGAACUGAAUACUCUACUGGUGAAAAGAUAUUUCACUCCUCAUUACCGAAUCAACUGGAUAUAUGAAAUGUCCAGCCUAAAAAGGGAAACGGAGCGAUUUGUAAAAAUUGCAAACGAUUUCACAGACAAAGUCAUCAAAGACAGACGACAGUACCUGCUCAAAUUCAAGAAGAAUGGGGUUGAAAAUAAAAAUGAAGAAGAAGGUAAGAGAAAAACCAUGGCAUUCUUGGACUUGCUUUUGGCAGCACAGGAAGACGGCGAGCAAUUCAUGACUGACAAAGACAUCAGAGACCAAGUCAGCACUUUCAUGUUUGAGGGUCAUGACACUGUGACCACGGCUAGCUGCUGGACUCUUUUCAUUUUGGGCACUCACCCUGAAAUUCAAGAAAGGGUGGUCGAGGAAUUGCGUCAUGUUUUUGGUGAUUCGGGCAGAGCGCCAACAAUGAGCGACCUGGCCGAGCUCAAGUACCUUGAGAGGUGCCUAAAAGAAACCUUGCGGUUGUACCCUAGCGUGCCCUUCAUUGAACGACAGCUGAGGGAAGACCAACCUUUCGAUAGUGACAAUGGAAUUAUUGCGCCGGCAGGAGUAACAACUUCUUUCAAUAUUUUUAUGCUUCACCGAGACCCUGAACACUUUCCUGACCCUGAAAAGUUUGACCCUGACCGUUUUUUGCCUGAGAUUUCGCAAAAGCGUCACCCUUAUGCCUAUUUGCCUUUCAGCGCAGGCCCUCGUAACUGCAUUGGACAAAAGUUUGCGAUGAUGGAAGAGAAAAUAGUGGUGUCUUCAGUGUUACGACGAUUCAUUGUAGAGGCGGCCCACAAACCUGAGGAGGCCCAAUUAAAGGUUGGCCUUGUUCUAAAACCGGAGAAUGGACUGAGGAUAAGACUACGCAAAAGAGCGGCACAAGAUGCAAAGCUUCGUAUAUCAGUUAAUUUAUAUCUGGUCAAAAGUUAUAGAUUGAUUGAGGAGUUUGCUAAGUGGUUUCACGCUGCCAACAUGGACGGAACAGUUGCCUGGCUAGUCCCGAUUUUCAGAAAUGUCCUUUUCUUCGUCGUGCCGCUGGUAUAUCUGUCAAUCCAAUGUGCAAAGAAGUUCAAGUUCAUUUCAGCGGUUGAGAAAAUACCGGGGCCAAGGGCAUGGCCCUUGAUAGGAAAUGCUCCGAUUAUGAUGAGACUCAACUUGACAGAGAUGUUUGAUUAUGUUACUCGCGCAGUUUUUAAAGAUUUUGGUCCUCGCAUUCGGUUUUGGCUUGUUGAUAAGCCUCAUGUCGUGAUUACAAAAGCGGCAGAUUGUGAGAAAAUUAUGCAGGGAAUGCAGCAUCACAUGAAAAGUCAAAACUACCACCUUAUGUUUGAUGCUUGGAUGGGAGAAGGUCUCUUAACUUCAAAUGAUGAUAAAUGGAGACUGCAAAGGAAAAUCUUGACGCCGGCUUUUCAUUUCAACAUAUUGCACGAAUUUCUACCAAUUUUGAGUAAAAACAGCAAAAUUCUAAUCCAGCGGCUUGGUGAAAUGCCCGAGGCAAAGUACGGAAAAGAUUUCAAUAUCUUUGAAAGCGUGUCGCUAUGUGCAUUGGACAUAAUUUGUGAAAGUUCGAUGGGCACCGCAAUCAAUGCACAACAAAGCUCUCAAUCACCUUACGUGCAAGCAGUUAAUAGGCUAAACCAUCUUCUAGCAAAAAAAUAUUUCACACCCAUUCAAAGGUUCAAGCUGUACUACAACUUUUCAACGGCCAAGAAAGAAUUGGAAGAGCAGCUGAAAAUUUCCAACGAAUUCACUGACAAAGUCAUAAAUGAAAGGAGACAGUAUCUGAAAUCGCUCGACGAGAAAGGCGAGGGCAAAAAUGGGACGGUGGAAAAAAGAAAACACCUGGCUUUUCUUGACAUGCUCUUGCGAGCCCAGCAGAAAGGCGAAAAGUACAUGACCGACAAAGACCUGAGGGACCAAGUUAGCACUUUCAUGUUCGAAGGUCACGACACAGUCACUACUGGCACCUGUUGGGCCCUUUUCAUGAUGGGUACCCACCCUGAGAUCCAAGAGCAGGUGGUCGAGGAGCUGGACCAAGUUUUCGGCGACUCAGGACGCGAACCGACCAUGAGCGACUUGGCCGAGUUAAAGCUGCUCGAAAGGUGCAUCAAGGAAUCCCUGAGGCUCUACCCGAGUGUGCCCUUUUAUGAACGACACAUCCGUGAAGACGCGAUAAUGGAUGAUGGAACUGUCAUUCCUGCUGGUUGCAGUGUCGGUUUCUCCGUCUACCGCAUUCAUAGAGACCCUGAGCAGUUCCCAGACCCUGAAACUUUCAACCCUGACAGAUUCCUGCCAGAAAACUCCUUGGGGCGCCACCCCUAUGCCUACCUCCCGUUCAGUGCUGGACCGAGAAACUGUAUAGGACAAAAAUUUGCUUUGAUGGAGGAAAAGGUAGUGAUUUCGACUGUUUUACGUAAAUUCAGGGUUGAGGCUGCUCACAAACCUGAAGAUGCAGAGCUGCAGAUGGCUCUGGUUCUGAGACCCAAAAAUGGACUAAGAAUAAGGAUUUUUGAAAGGUCGUCACACCCUAAACUGGCAGGCAAAAUGGAAUUGACGUCUGCAGCGUCCUGGUUGUGGCCCCUGAUCAGAAAUGUUCUGCUCUUCGUCGUACCUGCCGCCUACUUGUGGCGCAAAUCCGUCAAAAGGCUGAAGUUUAGCGCCAUCGUGGACAAAAUUCCUGGCCCAAGAGCAUGGCCUUUCAUAGGAAAUGCGCCCCUAAUGCUUGGUCACGACUUAACAGAAUUUUUCCAAUAUGUGUGUACAAAUGUGGUGGAGGAGUAUGGACGGUUGGUACGUUUUUGGGUCGUCAACAAGCCACAAGUAAUUAUCACCAAGGCGAGCGAUGCAGAGAAAAUUCUGCAGGGAAUGCAGCAUCACGUUAAAAGUGAAAACUAUCGCAUUUUACACGGUUGGAUGGGCGAUGGACUACUAACUUCAAAAGAUGAAAAGUGGCGGGCGCACAGGAAAAUUUUGACACCAGCAUUCCACUUCAACAUUCUGCAUGAGUUUCUUCCGAUUUUAAACAAAAACAGCAAAAUUAUGGUUGAAAAACUGAGCCAAAGUUCUGAAUUUAAAACGGGAAAAGAUUUUAACAUUUUUGACAGCGUCUCUCUUUGCGCUCUGGACAUUAUUUGCGAAAGUUCAAUGGGUACAGUGAUAAAUGCACAGAGUCACUCCAAUUCACCUUACGUUCAAGCGGUAAACAGGCUCAACACGCUAUUAACCGCUCGUUAUUUUUCGCCCUUUUUGCGGUUUGACUGGAUAUUCAAGUUUUCCAGCAUGAAAAGAGAUAUCGAUCAGCAAUUGAAAAUAUCUGAUGAUUUUACAGACAGGGUUAUUCUUGAGAGAAAGAAGUACCUUAAUUCGCUCAAAAGUGACGAUGCUAGAAUCGAAAAGGGGGACAAGAAGAAAAAUCUUGCUUUUCUUGACAUGUUGCUGAAGGCACAGGACGAAGGUGGACAAUUCUUGACUCACAAAGACUUGCAAGACCAAGUCAGCACAUUCAUGUUCGAGGGUCACGACACGGUGACAACUGCCACCUCCUGGGCCUUAUUCAUGAUGGGCACACACCCUGAUAUCCAGGAAAAAGUGAUCGAAGAGUUGGACCGUGUUUUCGGUGUCUCAGGGCGGGCACCGACGAUGAACGACCUGACAGAGCUGAAGCUGCUCGAAAGGUGCAUCAAAGAGUCCCUCAGACUUUACCCAAGCGUGCCCUUUUUUGAAAGGUGCAUCCGCGAAGAUGCAAUCCUCCAUGAUGGAACAAUAAUUCCUGCCGGGUGCGACGUCUCUUUCAUUGCAUAUAGGAUUCAUCGAGACCCGGAGUACUUCCCUGACCCGGAAAAGUUUGACCCUGAUAGAUUUUUGCCUGAAAACUCCCAAGGCAGACAUCCAUACGCCUAUCUACCAUUCAGUGCAGGCCCACGGAACUGCAUUGGGCAAAAAUUUGCUCUGAUGGAAGAAAAGGUUGUGAUUUCAACUGUUCUCCGCAAAUUCAGGGUUGAAGCUGCUCACUCGCCAGAAGAAGCAGAACUUCAGGUCUCAAUAGUUCUCAAACCAAAGAACGGGUUACGCGUGAGAUUACUUGAGAGGUCAUCCCAUCCCAAUCUUCAUGUGCAGAAAAGCUGAUUAAUUGAUUUCGCACAGCUUAUUUUUAAAUAAAAAAGGGCAUUCCAAAUUGCAGAUAUUCUGCAUCUAUAAGUGACCGAGUGAAUAAUUAAAGCUCCUAGUUAGUACUUUCCCGACUUGGAUAGCACACUUGGUUUACACACAUUAAAAGUAACGGAAGGCGCUCUCGCCACCCUUAAAUGACUAUUGAAUGUUUGCUUUAAAAUGAAUUGGUCUCAUAAAAACUAUUUUAGAUAUAUUGAAUUUGCCAUGUAUUGCGUAUUAUUAUUGUUUUAAUUUAGUAUUAGGGUCUUAAAUUUAGUAAACUAAGUAAAUUUUAAUGAAAGAUUGUAUUUUCUUAUAAAUUGGGAUUCAUUUUAAGUAAUAAAAUUGAUUAUGUGAAAUAGUUAAA
Molecule: messenger RNA, 5249 nt
Organism: Neocloeon triangulifer
Lineage: Eukaryota; Metazoa; Arthropoda; Insecta; Ephemeroptera; Baetidae
Exons: 30
Coding region: 65-4858 (1597 amino acids)
Molecular function (GO): heme binding; monooxygenase activity; oxidoreductase activity, acting on paired donors, with incorporation or reduction of molecular oxygen
Source: RefSeq, a predicted model, not a curated record